Messenger RNA from Durio zibethinus, 4126 nucleotides. RefSeq lists its product as uncharacterized. The record is from RefSeq and is a predicted model, not a curated record. NCBI's taxonomy places the organism in Eukaryota, Viridiplantae, Streptophyta, Magnoliopsida, Malvales, Malvaceae. Gene Ontology annotation, molecular function: protein kinase activity; ATP binding; protein binding. Gene Ontology annotation, biological process: protein phosphorylation.
GAUUUUUACAUUGAACUUUCUCUAACAAUUAAUUAAUCAAUUAUUUACGCUUGAAUUUCAACUUCAUGUCGUGUAAAUUGAUCAAACUUUCUCGACCACAGCAUCCAAGCAUGUAAUUCAGAUCUUGAAGGUUUGGCAUUGAUAAUUUCAAUCAAUCACGAACUUUGGUUUUUAUAAAUUCUGAUUUGGUUUUUUUUUUCUUCAAAUUUAUGUGAAAAUAGUAUCAUGUUAUCCAUGAAUAAUAAUCAACACAUCAUUGUAAAAUUAUUUGUAUUUUAUCUUAAAGCUAUAAGGUCUUUGCUUGAGAAGACAAUUAUCUAGAUAUUGAGAGGUAUGUAUGUGUUCACAAAUUAUUCGAAAACAUGGGUGUUUCAUGUCAUCCAUGAAUAACAAUCCAAUCAUCAAUGUGAAUUAUUUGUAUUUCAUCUUCAUUUCCACGAAGAAGAACAAGUUCUAUAGAACAUAUUUCCAGUCAAAAACUGGUUACUGGCAAGGCUACAUCAUUUCGUUAUUACUUUAUCAGAAGCUUCAAGGAAGAAAAACAGAACUGACUUCUCAUUUUCUAAAAGUGAUCAAAAAAGAAUAAUUUUUUUCACUUCAUUUUCUAACAAUUAACGUUGAACACAUUGUUCAUGUACACGUUUUCUUCACUUCAAAAGACGAUCAAAAGCUAAUGCAUAGGCAAUGACCAAGACUUGACAAUUAUACUUUUUGCCAGGCUUCUUUAAAUACCUUAAGUUUAGGGUUAAUGGCUUCAAGCCUGAACUGAAUAGCUAUGGCAUCCCAUUUUUUCACUUCUAUAGCAAUAUUAUUUUUACUCUCUAUAUAUGUCAAGAGCAAUGAAAUUUCGGAUUCAGAGCCUCUGCAGGCAGCAGAUGCAAAAGCUUUGAUGGAGACUGGGUGGUGGACUAACCAUAGCAAAAAAGAUGCUGACCAUUGUAGAUGGCCUGGUGUCAGAUGCAACGUAGUUGGAAGUGUCACCCAAAUUGAUCUCAGUGGCCGUGGACUCAAUGGGAAUAUACCACCUCAGAUAGGUGCCCUUUCAAAACUCAAAUAUCUCAACCUGUCCGGGAAUAGUCUUAGAGGUGAGUUACCUCCUUCAUUUAGAAACCUCACUCAAUUAUUGGUGCUUGACAUUUCUUAUAACGAGAUUGAUUCCAUUUCCCUGGCAAUAGAGAACAUGAAGAAUCUUGUUUCUCUAAAUUUGACUAAGAACCUCGUCGUGCAUAUGCCUUCAGCUAUAGGUUUUUUGAGCAAUCUCACCCACUUGAAUAUGGACUUCAAUCGAUUACAGAGCAUCCCCCACGAACUAUGGAACCUGGAAGGGUUGAUGACUCUCAACCUCAGUCACUGCGUGCUCAGUGGCCCUAUCCCACUAAAUAUUGCCAAGCUAAAGAGUUUGGUUACUCUUGAUCUUUCAAGCAACAUGCUUGUUGGUCCUAUCCCACAAAAUAUUGCAAAGCUAAAGAGUUUGGUUACUGUUGAUCUUUCAAGCAACAUGUUUGUUGGUCCAAUCCCUUCUCCUGUUAACAAUUUAACCAAUCUGACAACGUUGUACCUUCAAGAUAACCAACUCAAUGGAUCCAUUCCGAAAGAAAUUGGGAGACUAACCAAUUUGGUUGCUCUAGAUCUCUCCUUCAAUAUGCUUUUGGGUCCUAUCCCUUCUUCUGUUAGCAAUUUAACCAAUCUGACAACGUUGGACCUUCAAAAUAACCAACUCAAUGGAUCCAUUCCAAAAGAAAUUGGGAGACUAACCAAUUUGGUUGCUCUAGAUCUCUCCUCCAAUAUGUUUUUGGAUCCCAUCCCUUCCUCUUUGGGUCGAUUAACGAAAUUAGUAUAUCUCAACCUUGGGUCUAAUCAAAUUAAUAGUUUCAUCCCUCGUGAAAUUGGAAAUAUGAAGAAUCUCAAUUUUCUUUGGUUGGAUUCAAACAAAAUUCUUGGUCCACUCCCUCCAAAUUUGGGCAAUUUAUCCAAUUUGGAAAGUUUGAGCCUUUAUAGAAAUCAAAUAAAUGGUUCAAUCCCUUCAGAAAUAACAAAUCUUAAUAACUUGGUACUCUUGGAUCUCGGCGCCAACAAUUUCAGUGGUCAAAUCCCUCCAUUUCUAGGUCUGUUACCCAGUUUGACUAGUUUGUACCUAGAUUCAAAUCUUUUUGAGGGUUUCAUCCCAUCAGAUAUUGGAAAAUUAAAGAGUCUAACUACGUUGUACCUCUCUUAUAACAAACUCACAGGUCCAAUCCCUUCAUUCCUGUGUCAUUUGACUAAUUUGGAAGUUUUGUCCCUUUCUGGGAAUAUUUUACAUGGUUCCAUCCCUUCUGAAAUUGGAAAUAUGAAGAAUCUAAAAUAUUUAUAUCUAGAUUCUAACAACAUUUCCAAUUCUAUCCCUUCAUCUCUACUUCAUUUAACCAAUUUGUUCUAUCUAUCCCUUGCUUCAAAUCUUUUUGAAGGUCCCAUACCCCAUGAAAUUGGGAGUUUGAAAGCUUUGAGUUACUUGGAUCUCUCCCAAAACAGAUUGAGUGGACCUAUUCCAACUCAAAUUGAUAAAUGCUUAAAUUUACUAGAAUUGAAUUUAGCAAACAAUCAUUUGAGUGGAAGGGUUCCCAACUUUCCUUUGCAUUUGGAGAAACUCAAUUUGUCAUUUAACUCCUUGAUGGGUCCAAUUCCAAGUGUGUUGUUUCAUCUUCCACCAGAGUCAUUUACAGGCAAUAAGGAUUUAUGUGGUGCCAUUACAAGCUUCUCACCGUGCCCUUCAUCUUCAUCUCCAACUGUAAAAGGGAAAAGAAACAGCAAAGUGAUGCACAAUCUAAAAAUCAUUAUUAUCGUUCCAACAUUAUAUUUUGUCUCAACUUUGGCAUUGGUGAUGUUGGCCAUUUUCCGAUAUAGUGCUAAAAGUUUCAAACCUGAUCCCGGUGCAACAAAAAAUGGAGAUAUAUUCUCAGUGUUGAACUAUGAUGGAAGAAUUGCGUAUGAAGACAUCAUUAAAUCAACCGAGGAUUUUGACAUCAAAUAUUGCAUUGGAACUGGAGGCUAUGGCAGUGUAUACAAAGCAUGUUUACCUAGUGGUAGAGUGGUUGCUUUGAAAAAGCUUCACCGUUUUGAAGCCGAGAAGCCAGCAUUCAGCAAGAGCUUUGGAAAUGAGGUGAAGUUGCUGACAGAAAUACGACAUAGAAAUAUUGUGAAGCUUCAUGGAUUUUGCCUACACAAGCAAUGCAUGUUUUUGAUUUAUGAAUACAUGGAAGGAGGAAGCUUGUUUUGUGUUCUAAGCAAUGAUGCUGAAGCUGUGGAAUUGGAUUGGAUUAAAAGAGUUAAUGUCAUCAAAUGUGUAGCACAUGCUCUAGCUUACUUGCAUCAUGAUUGCUCACCACCAAUUGUUCAUCGAGACAUAUCAAGCAACAAUGUUCUCUUGGAUUCAAAUUUGGAGGCUGUCGUUUCUGACUUUGGAAAUGCUGGACUCUUGGAUCCUGAUUCAUCAAAUCAGAGCAUACUUGCAGGCACUUAUGGCUACAUAGCUCCAGAGUUUGCAUAUACAAUAGUUGUAAGUGAAAAAUGCGAUGUUUAUAGCUUUGGAGUACUGGCAUUGGAAACACUAAUGGGAAAGCAUCCUGGGGAGCUCUUAACAUCACUUUCAUCAGCUUCUUCCCAAAACAUGAUGCUUAGUGAUAUAUUAGACCCUCGUCUAUCACCUCCAACAAAUAAAAGGAUCACCCUUGAUAUUAUUCUUGCUUCUAGUCUUGCUUUUGCAUGCUUAAGUCUCAACCCAAAGUUCCGGCCAACAAUGAAAAUUGUGUCUCAAGAGUUUCUUGUUCAGCGAAGACCAUUACUCUCGAAGCCCAUCCGAGAAGUCUCGUUCUCAGAACUUCUGAACAGUAAAAUGUAUGUGUAAAAUUAAAGACAAAAUCAGUUCAAACUAUUUUUUUAUGCCAAUCCAGGCGAGUGUCCUAUUGUUUCAUCAGAAUUUAGAUUUCAUUUACAAUUUCUGAUCUUUUAUCUGUCCUUUGAUUCCUCCCUGAUUUUCUUGUUAAAGGUUGGUCCCAGUGGACAUGAAUUAUCAAAGUGAUUGGUGUUGUAUGCCAAAUUUAUCCACAUUUUUACUCCAACAGACGAAGAAGAAAAGUCAUUAAGAAAAAAU